AUGGCUCCAAAUGUCGACGACUCAUCUCUGGAAACCCCAUCAGGGGACAUGCUUGAUGACUCCAACGCCGACCGAACGACGCUUUCGGGGGUUGGCGGAGGCCGUAUUCAGCAGCAACUGGGUGGUAUUAAGCAGAAGCUGGAUACGGAAGCGGGUGUCAUCGAGAGCAAUGGUCAUGGUGGCAGCAGGCGAGUGGCUGUGGCGCAAAUGACAGCUGUUGGUGAUGUUGAGAAGAACUACGCUACAUGCAAAUUGCUUGUGGAGCCCGGCCCCUCCCACUGUCGCGCCCUCCCCCUGCCCGUCGCGCCCUCCCCCCUGACCGUCGCGCCCUCCCCCUGCCCGUCGCGCCCUCCCCCUGCCCGUCGCGUCGCGUCGCCUCCCUUCCCCCUGCCCGUCGCGUCGCCUCCCUUCCCCCUGCCCGUCGCGUCGCCUCCCCUUCCCCUCCCCGUCGCGUCGCCUCCCCUCCUCCUGCCCGUCGCGUUCGCCUCCCCUCCUCCUGCCCGUCGCGUCGCCUCCCUUCCCCCUGCCCGUCGCGUCGCCUCCCCUCCUCCUGCCCGUCGCGUCGCCUCCCCUCCUCCUGCCCGUCGCGUUCGCCUCCCCUUCCCCUGCCCGUCGCGUCGCCUCCCUUCCCCCUGCCCGUCGCGUCGCCCUCCCCUCCCAAUCCCGUCGCCCUCCCUUGCCCGUCGCGUCAACCUCCCCUCCCCGCCCAUUUCCCACCGUCAGAUCCUCCUCCCGCCCAUUUUCACCGUCGCAUUCGGCCUCCCCGCCCCUCUCUCACUGUUCAUCACCUUAGCCCCACCACCGCCUUGUGCGCGGGGCCCUCCCCAGCUCUGCUGA
Molecule: messenger RNA, 837 nt
Organism: Closterium sp. Naga37s-1
Lineage: Eukaryota; Viridiplantae; Streptophyta; Zygnematophyceae; Desmidiales; Closteriaceae
Source: the annotation of a GenBank genome assembly